Molecule: messenger RNA, 972 nt
Organism: Rotaria socialis
Lineage: Eukaryota; Metazoa; Rotifera; Eurotatoria; Philodinida; Philodinidae
Source: the annotation of a GenBank genome assembly
AUGGCUAGUGAGCGGUUGAAAAGAUACUUCGACUUUUCUUCAGUUGACAAGAACCGAAUCUGUGGUCAUUGUAAAUUAUGUGAUCAAAAAUACAAAGAUAAAAAUGGAAUUUUUAGUAAUUUCUUAAAGCAUUUGAAGCGAAAACAUUUAUCUCAAUAUGAACUACAUUUUUUGAAACAAGAUGAAGGUUUUUCAGAAAAAGGAAGCAUUGCAAGUAACGAUCAAUCAACAACAGAAUCAUCAACAAAUACAUACAAACAAUAUCGAAUUAAUAAAGCUAUUGGUAAAUAUUUGAUUAUAAAAUGCAAUUUACCAUUAAGCUUAGUUGAAAAUAAUGCAUUUCGUGAUUUUAUGAAAGAAUGCAACAUAAAAUGGAAUCCAACGUCGGCUAAAUAUUUGAAACGACAUACAAUUGCUAAAUUUACAGAACAAGCAAACAAAACCAUUCGUGAAACAUUAGGUGCUAUUGAUUACUUAACAUUGACUGUUGGUGGAUGGUCUGAUAGAAAAUGCAGAUCAUUUUUAGGUAUUACAUGUCAUUUCAUUAAUUUCAAAAUGCAACCAGCAUCAUAUUUAAUUGAUUUUGUUCGUUUAAAAUCUCCUCAUACUGGUGAAAAUAUUCAUCAAGCAACUGAGUGUAUUAUUGAUCGUUUUAAUGUUAAAGAAAAGGUUUACAAAAUAGUCACUGAUAAUGUCUCAUCCAUGAUGAAAGCUUACAAAUUUGGUUUAACCGGCGAUGAUGAAAGUAAUGAUAAUGAUCGUGAAAUUAAUUUAAUAUCAAACGGAAACACAGCUUUGAACGAAUAUGACGAGGAUAUCGACACGAAUAGUUUUCAGUUUAUAGAUAUUCAGCAUUACGAUGAUGAUAUUAUUGGUUAUGAUGAAUGCCAAGAUGUACGUUUAUCGUGUUUCGCGCACACCUUACAAUUAAGCAUUCGUGAUGGAUUAAAAAAAUGCUCCUUAUGUACCUAA